UCAGACCCUGACCUGGAAGUGCUCCGGUAUUGUUGCUCAACUGAAGAAGUCUGCUUUCUGCAUUCGCAACAUCAAUGGGUUUUAUUGGGAAUCAGUUACACACUGUCUAAAGAUUGCAGAAUCUAAAAAUAACCAAACCAAGCCGAGGAGGCUUGAACUGAACUGCGCAUCUCGGUAGCCAGUCGCAACAGAGAAGUAGCUAACUAGCUAGCCUAGCUAGCUUCAGCUGCACCAACAACAAAACGCCGGCAUGUAUAAUCCUCACCACCAUCACCAGCAGCAGCAGCAACAGCAACAACAGUUUCACCAACAUCUACGACAGCUACAGCAACUGUUCCACCAGCAGCCUCCGCCGCCGCCGCCGCCUCCUCCACCACCUCAACCCCCACCGUCGCACCAUGUUGCUCAUCACCACCACCAAGCAGGACGGCCCAUGACAGUGCCCCCCCAAGGCCCACCUCCCCCCCGUAUGGUCAACCUCUGCCAGGCUACCCAGACCACCAUCCUGGCUCCCAACCCCAUGCUGCAGGGAGCCCUGCUAAUGCAGCAGAUGCAGGGGAACAUGCGGGGGUAUGCCAUGGGGGGGCAGCAGUUUCGCCAGUUCUUCUCUGCGGGGGCGCGGGCCUCCCUCCUGGGGCCUGUCCCCAUGGGUGUGGCCAUCAAGACCCCCCACAUGGGCUUCCCUGCACGCCACUUCCACCCUCAUGCUCGCUACUACAACAACAUGGAGUUUUCCUCCUGGCAGGGGGGGAGGAAGCGGGACAGCGAGCAGCGAGCCUCCGGCAGCGCAGACUCACUUCCCGCCAGCAGCGCUGAUGCACUUCCUGCCAGCAGCGCUGAUGCACUUCCUGUGGCAGUCGGCUCUGUGGGGGGGAGCAGUGACCACACCCUCAGAGAUGGAGGAGUGGGGGGGUUAGACGCGCCCCCUGAGCCCCCCGAGGAGGAGCCGGCCCUGAAGAAGCUGCGGACAGAGAGCUCAGAGGAGCCUAUGGAGCGGUCCACUGUGCAGACAGCGGGGGUGCUGGGUGGUGUGGAGUGUAAGAGCCCUGCAACAGACAGCCAGCCUGGAGACUGUGAGCUCCUAGAGGAGGGAGGCAGCACCGCCGAGGCUGCGGAGGCCCUGGAGGAGAGCAGGGCUGUGGAGGUCGAGAGAGGAGAGCUGAACCUGCAGGACUCUGAGGAGGCUGGGGCAGAGGCCAGAGGGGAGGCUGGGGCAGAGGCCAGAGGGGAGGCUGGGGCAGAGGCCAGAGGAGAGGCUGGCCCCCUGCCAGGCCCCCAAGAGGAGGGGAGCGGCGAGGCAGCUAACAGGUUCUACUGCUACAUCUGCAACAUCACCUGCCACAACCAGCAGAACUUCCAGGGCCACAUGAACGGCCUGUCCCACCAGCAGAAGAUGAUGGAGAUCCAGCACAUGAGCAAUGCCUGCUUGGUCACACUGCUGCCCCGCGUACAGGAGACCCUGCAGGGCGCACGCCGGGACGGGGAGAAGAGACCAGGGCUGCAGCGAUGGUGUGCCUCCUGUCAGACACAUUUCACCAGCAAUGUCCUGGAACACCGCCGGACCAAGGAGCACAAGCGCUCCAGCUGCACGGCCAGCCCCUCCUGCACGGUGUGCAAGAGGCUCUUCAGGACUCCUCGUCUGUUUGUGCAGCACAUGCAGUCUGACGAGCACAGGCAGCUGGUGCAGGAGCUUCGAGAAGAGAGCGGAACUGAGGCCCUGGCCGAGAUGGUUGCCAUGGAUGCAGACGGCUGCUAUGUUGACGAUGGGGAGGAAGAGGAGGAGGGGGAGCAGGUCAGCUCUGACAGACAGGAGGGCAGCCGGCGGGAGGUGGCCCUGGAGGACAUGGCAGAUGAUGAGGAGCACCAGCCAGACACGGUGUAUGGCUCCAGCUUCAUGGUUCCUGUGGCUGGCUUCCUUUGCCGCCUCUGUCACCAGUUCUACCACUUCGAGUCGUCCGCCCGGCACACACACUGCACGUCCCUCGAGCACUUCAACAACCUCAAGAAGUUCAGAAGCCUGCAGAGCCCGAAGGCUGCAGCGCCCCCCCUGGACCCGCUGGCAGAGGCCAGCCUGGACGGUCUGGAGGAGAGUGGUGGCAACCUGAGCUCAGGGUCUGAGUGCCUCUCUGGGGAUGAGCUUCUGGAGUCAGACGUGGAGGAGCCAGGCCUCAAUCACUCUGCCCUGCUGCAGCCUACCGUCAGCAUCACCAGGCUGGCCUCCAGCCUCCUGCUCCAGCCUCAGGACCACCAAGACCCUCAGUCCCCCCAGGAACCCCAGCCCCAAGACUCCCAGUCCCCCCAGCCUCAGGACCACCAAGAACCCCAGCCCCAAGACAACCAGCCCCCCCAAGGCUUGUUCAUACCAGUACAAGAAGAUCCCCCCUCGCCCAGCCCCCCUGCAGACCAACCCUCCACCAGCCCCCCUGCAGACCUCCCCUCCACCAGCCCCCCUGCAGACCCAGAGGAGGAGAUCCUGUUCCAGGGCAGCCCAGAGCAGCUCUGCCCCCUGGGGCUGGAGGUGACGGGAGAGGAGGCUGCCUCUAACCCUGCCUUGGUUCCAGGAGAGGCAGAAAAGGUGGAGGAGGAGGUGAAAGCUCCUGUCCCUGAAGAGAAGCCCAGCAUGGGGAAGGCUAAAGCUCCUCCCAAGCGCAGGUCUGGCAGGGCAGCGAGGAGGCGGUGA
Molecule: messenger RNA, 2680 nt
Organism: Hypomesus transpacificus
Lineage: Eukaryota; Metazoa; Chordata; Actinopteri; Osmeriformes; Osmeridae
Gene: ciz1a
Product: cdkn1a interacting zinc finger protein 1a
Exons: 17
Coding region: 251-2680 (809 amino acids)
Cellular component (GO): nucleus
Molecular function (GO): nucleic acid binding; zinc ion binding
Source: RefSeq, a predicted model, not a curated record